Orcinus orca (killer whale) is the source of this 7904-nucleotide messenger RNA. RefSeq names its product endonuclease V (gene ENDOV). The transcript is spliced from 10 exons. Gene Ontology annotation, molecular function: RNA endonuclease activity producing 5'-phosphomonoesters, hydrolytic mechanism; single-stranded RNA binding. NCBI's taxonomy places the organism in Eukaryota, Metazoa, Chordata, Mammalia, Artiodactyla, Delphinidae. The coding region runs from base 19 to 1047 and encodes 342 amino acids. Gene Ontology annotation, cellular component: nucleolus; cytoplasm. The record is from RefSeq and is a predicted model, not a curated record. Gene Ontology annotation, biological process: DNA repair.
CCCGACCUGAGCGCCGCCAUGGCAACGAUGCGGUCCGGCGCCUGCGCGCGGCGCCCCGCAAGUGACGCCACAGGAAGGGGCGUUCAGGGCCGCGCCAUGGCCCGAAAGGCGGCUGGGAGGCCGCCGGAGGAAACGCUGUCGCUCUGGAAACGGGAGCAAGCCCUGUUGAAGACACUUGUCGUGGACCGGGACACGGAGGCGUGGCAACGGGACCCCGCUUUUUCGGGUCUGCAGAGGGUCGGGGGCGUGGAUGUGUCCUUUGUGAAGGGCGACAGUGUCAGCGCCUGCGCCUCCCUGGUGGUGCUCAGCUACCCUGAGCUCGAGGUGAUGUAUGAGGACUGUCGCAUGGUGAGCCUGACAGCCCCCUACGUGUCAGGCUUCCUGGCCUUCCGAGAGGUGCCCUUCCUGGUGGACGCGGUGCAGCAGCUGCGGGAGAAGGAGCCCCGCCUCAUGCCCCAGGUCCUUUUUGUGGAUGGAAAUGGGGUGCUCCACCACCGAGGCUUUGGGGUAGCCUGCCACCUUGGUGUCGUCACAGACCUGCCCUGCAUCGGGGUGGCCAAGAAACUCCUGCAGGUGGAUGGGCUGGAGAACAACGCUCUGCACAAGGAGAAGAUACGGCUCCUGAAGGCUGGAGGAGACUCAUUUCCUCUGAUGGGAGGCUCCGGGACCGUCCUGGGCAUGGCCCUGAAGAGCCACGACCACAGCACCAAGCCCCUCUAUGUCUCUGUGGGCCACAAGAUGAGCCUGGAGGCAGCCGUGCGCCUGACCCAUGGCUGCUGCAAGUUUCGGAUCCCGGAGCCCGUGCGCCAGGCUGACAUCCGCUCCCGAGACUACAUCCGCAGGAUCCUGGGAGUCCAAGGGGCCCCUGCCUUGCGGCCAGAAAGGAGCAAGAAGGCACAGAGGCCAAAGGCGUGCCCUCAGGGAGCCUCAGAAGAGCCCGCAGGUCUCUCCCUGCCCAGAGUUCAUCAGGACCAGGGGGUGGGGGGGACUUCGGAGCGCAGGAUGGAAGCCACGCAGAGCUGGCUGGGCCUGACGGCUUUGUACUGACUGGCCUUGGGCAAAGCUUCGAGCCUGUAAUGGGGAUCAUACCUGUGCUGUCUCCCCGGACAGCUGCAGCCCUGUGUGGAGUGGCCGUGGCACAGAACCUGGCACGCAGUCAGUCCUUGCAAAGAAAGUGAGAAGGUUUGGAGAAGUGGGGCCCACAGGGGCCAAGGUUGAUGGUCCUCAGUCUGCAAGGCUGUGCUAACUGCACCAAUGGGAAGGGAGAAACAGGAAGUAAAGGUCCUCAUUUCCUACUGAGCUCCUUCCACCACCCCAAGCCGCCAGAAUGCAGGUCCCGCAAGGGCUGGGCAGGAAGGACCGUGACUCCUCGGCCCCAAUGGCACCUUCCCCUUCAAUGCCUGCCCCACGCACAUGCCAACAGGAGAGCUUCCCAUGGUGCCGGGAGGCUCAGGGUGAUGUCUGCAGCAGCAUCCCCUGGGGACCCAUCUCUAAGACAGGCACAGAGAUGGCCGAGACCUCCUACUGGGGUGGGACUGGGGCUCUGCUUAAAGCCACUGCUUCCUCACUGACCAGAGGAGUCAAGUGGGCCCCCUGGGCUGAGGCAUGGACCGCUGUGGGGUCCCUCAUCCCUAUCCCCUCCGCUUCAGUGAGAAGCAGACAGAGCCUGAGAUCAGUUUACAGACAACUGAAAACCUGAGUGGUUUUUGUUUGUUUCAAGGUUAAAGUCACGUAACAAGUCACCAUUUUAACAUCUUUAAGCGUACUGUUAAUUGGCUUUUAGUAUAUUCAGAAUCUUGUGCAGGCACACCACUAUCUAGUUCCAGAACCUUUUCAUCCCGUAUCCAUUAGCAGUCACUCUCCUCCACCCCUCCCCCCUGCCCCAGCCCCUGGCAACCACUAAUGGGCUUCCUGUUUCUGUGGACUUGCCGAUUCUGGGUACCUCAUAGGAAUGGAGUCACACAGAGUAUGUGACCUUUAUGUCUGGAGUCUCUCCUUAGCAUGAGUUUUCAAGGUUCAUCUGUGCUGUAACAUGGAUCAGUACUUUUUUCUAUGGCCAAAUAAUUUUCUGUUGUAUGGAUAGGCCACAUUUUGUUUAUCCAUUCAUGAAUGGAUGAAUACUGAUGAAUAUUUGGAUUAUUUGGGGCUAUGAUGAAUAAUGCUGCUGUGCGAAUCGACGUACAAGUUUUUGUGUGAACUUACGUUUUUAGUUCUCUUGGGAGUGGAAUUUCAUGGUAACUCUCUGUUUAACUUUUUGAGGAAUAGCCAUACUAUUUUCCUCCUGAUUUCCGUGGUGGCUGCACCUUUUUACAACCCCACCAGCAACACAGCGUUCCAAGUUCUCCACAUCCUCACCAACACUUGUAAUUAUCUGUCUUUUUGAUUCUGGCUAUGCUAGUGUAUGUGAAAUGGUAUCUCAUUGUGGUUUUGAUUUGUAUUCCCCUAAUGACUAAUGAUCUUGAGCCCCUUUUCAUGUGCGUAUUAGCUAUUUGUAUGUCUUCCUGGGAGAAAUGUCCACUCAAAUUCUUUGCUAUUUUUAAAAUUGGGUUGUUUGUCUUUCUGUCAUUGAGUUGUACGAGUUCUUUAUAUGUCCUGGGUACCAGACCCCUUUCAGUUAUAUAAUUUACAAAUAGGUUCUCCCAUUUUGUGUGUUGUCUUUUCAUUUUCUUGAUAACAUCCUUUGAAUGAAAGUUUAAAAUCUGAUGAAAUCCAGUUUAUCUGUUUUUCACUUGUUGCCUGUGCUUUUGGUGUCAUAACGAAGAAACCAUUGCCUAAUCUGAUGUCACAAAGAUUUCCUCCUAUGUUUUCUUCUAAGAGUUUAAUAGUUUCAGCUCUUACAUUUAGAUCUUCGACGCAUUUUGAGGUAAUUUUUGUAUAUGGAUAUUUGGGUCUCUUGAAAUUCCAUAUAAAUUUUAGAACCAGCUUGUCCAUUUCUGCCCCCAAAAAAGGCAGUUGGAAUUUUGAUAGUGAUUGCACUGAUCAAUUUGUAGAGCAUUGCUGUCUUUUUUUUAAUAAGUUAUUUUUUUAAUAAAUUCAUUUUUUAAAUUUAUUUUUGGCUGCUUUGGGUCUUCGUUGCUGCGCGCGGGCUUCUCUCUAGUUGCAGAGAGCGGGGGCUACUCUUCGUUGCAGUGUGUGGGCUUCUCGUUGCUGUGGCUUCUCUUGUUGCAGAGCACAGGCUCUAGGCGCACGGGCUUCAGUAGUUGUGGCACGCAGGCUCAGUAGUUGUGGCUCAUGGGCUCUGGAGCACAGGCUCAGUAGUUGUGGCGCACAGGCUUAGUUGCUCCACAACAUACGGGAUCUUCCCGGACCAGGGCUCGAACCCAUGUCCCCUGCAUUGGCAGGCGGACUCUUAACCACUGCGCCACCAGGGAAGCCCUGAGCAUUGCUGUCUUAACACUAUUACGUCUUCAAAUCACUGAACACAGGGUCUUUUCACUCAUUUAGAUCUUCUUUAAUUUCUUUCAAUGAUGUUUUGUAAUUUUCAUUGUACACGCCCUCCCUGUACGUCCUUUGGUAAAAUUUAUUACUGAGUAUUUUAUUCUGUUUGAUGCUAUUGUAAAUGGAAUUGUUUUAUUCAUUUUAUUUUUGGAUUGUUCAUUGCUAGUAUAUAAAAAUACAAUUGAUUUUUGUAUCAUAUCUGGCAACUUUGCUGUAUUCAUUUAUUAGCUCUAAUUGUGUGUGUGUGUGUUCUUUAAGGGUUUUAUAUAUCAGAUCAUGUCUUAUGUGAAUAUAGUUUCACUUUUAUUUCUUCCUUUCCAAUCUGAAUGCCUUUUAUAUCUUGUUCUUGCCUGGUUGUCCUGGCUGGAACCUCCAGUGCAAUGUUGAAUGCAAGUAGGGAGAGUGGACGUCCUUGCCUGGUGCCUGACCUUAGGGGGAAGCUUCACUAGAGUGUGAUGUUAGCUGUGGGUUUUCCAUAGAUGCCCUUGAUCCGGUUGAGGAAGAUCCUUCUAUUCCUAGUUUCUCUGUGUUUUUAUCGUGAAAGAGUGUUGGAUUUAUCAAAUGCUUUUUCUGCACCUAUUGAAAUGAUCAUUUUCCUUCAUUCUGUUAAUGUGGUGUGUUAUAUUGAUUGACUUUCAUAUUUUGAGCCACUUUUGAAUUUAUGGAAUAAAUCCUUCUCAGUCAUGGUGUAUAAUCCUUUUACUAAGCUGCUGAAUUUGAUUUGCUAGUAUUUUGUUGAGGAUUUUUACAUCUAUAUUCAUAAGGUAUACUGGUCUGUACUUUUCUUGUGAUAUCUUUGUCUGGCUUUGAUAUGAGGGUAGUACUGACUUCAUAGAAUAGUUAGGAAGUGUUCCCUCCUCUGAGAAGGAUUGGUGUUGAUUCUUGUUAAACCUUUGGUAAAAUCACCUGUGAAGCCAGCUGGCUCUGUGCUUAUCUUUGUUGGGAGGGGUUUUGAUUACUGAUUCACUCUCUUUUGUUAUAGAUCUAUGAAGAUUUUCUGUUUCUUCAAUCAGUUGGUAGUUUGUUUCUAGGAAUUUGUCCAUGUCAUGCAGAUCAUCUAAUGUGUUGGCCUACAAUUGUUUGUGAUAUUUUCUUUCUAUUUCAAUAAGGUUGGUAGUAGUGUCUCCAUUGUGCUUAUUGACUUUAGUGGGUUAGUCUGGCUGUGAGUGGUUUUUCUAAGGAGCCCUCUCCCCACCCCCAAGAUGCCACUUGUUAGUGCCCCUGGCUUGAGUGGGGAGUGGGAGGGCAGAGUCCCCUGCAAGAUUCAGAGGGUCAAGACUCAACCUACCUCUGCUUUCAAGGGUUUCCAGCUCUUCCCAGAAGCCCCAAAGGGUGUAAAUCCCACCCCAUCAGAAACUAAUUAUGGCCCCAAUAAAUCCUGGGCCUGACCUCAGGGGGGGAGCAGGGUUCCAGGAGAACCAGUUGGAAGAUAGCAGAGACGUUGUUUAACCCUGGGUUGGCUGAGUGGGGGGGUUAAGCCUGGCAUGGAAGGCUUGUGGGCAGAGGUGGGGGCGUCUGAACCUUAAAGGGACGAGUUUCAGCUACAGCCUGAUGGAAGAGAAUCUGCAGCAGUGGGCAGUGCCAUUGGCCCCUUGGCCCUGUCUACUGGCUACACCAAGGCCGUAUCAGAGAUAAGAUGAAGAGGUAGAGCAUGUCAGCAGCUUGCUGGGACCCCUGGCUCACCCCAGGGUGGUGGGUGUGGCUAUAGCCCUGAGCAUCUCGAGGGAUGGACCAUGCUGAGAGUUCAUGUGGAGGGGUUGGGGAGGCUGGGGGAGUGCAGAAUCAACUAGAAGGGGCUGAGGUGGUGCCUGGGGACCUACUGGCUGGGGUCAUUCAUGGGAGAGCAGGAAAGCAGUGGGAUUGGGAAUGGGGAGGGUGCUUGGGGGUGGCAUGUCCUGCCCACCUCUACCCCCCACCCCCAGAGGCUCUACCCUGCAGAAGGCUGCACAGGAGCCCUAAGUGCAGUGGUAUCUGGGCUUCUCACAGAACCUUAAAAAUAGGGCCGAGAUGAUAUCCAUCUUCGCAGAUCACAGCCCACCCCAGAACCAAGAAUAAAUCUCGAAACACUCAAUAAUUCAAGUUGGAUCCAAAUAGAUUUUUCUGUUAGCCUGGCAGCCUCUGUGCCCCUUCCCUGGGUCCCCAGGGGCUGAGCCUGAGAGGCUCCCACGAGGUGGUGGGCUGGCCUGACCAUUGCAGGUCACACCCUGGCCCCUCAGGACACCCGCCUCCAGGACCCCAGUCUGCCCACGCUCCCCUCACCUGGAGCAGUCAGGAAUGGAGGACACCCAGGGCUGGGAGUCCUUUAUGAUCAGGUCAAGGAGGAGGCCCAGCCAUGUUCCUAGCUGUCCCAAGGAUACCUCCCUUGCCCCCCUACUUUCUGAUCACAGGCAUUGGCCUGUUUGAGCUUGGGUCUGAGCCAGGCUUCUUGGCCCCUUUGACCAAAACACCUCCCCUCCCCUCCUAGGCUCCUGGGGUCUCAACUCUCCAAGGCUCAAGGGCCAGCCUGGGCUCCAGGGGAGCAAAUCCCCCCACUUAGGCCCCAGUCACUGGUGCACACACACCCCUCAGGGUCUGCAUUCCUGCCUCCUCCUGGAAGGGUCCCUAAAGGGGCUUCACCUGGGGCUCUGUGGCCUGGAGUGAACAGCUGGGGACAGGAAGCAGGGCCAAGCUUCCCGCCCAAGGCCUCUGCAUUGGCUGGGGGUGGGGGGUCCUCAUUGGCCUGGCCCACCCACUGCAGGUUUGGCCCAGCCCCAGCAGUCCCUGUUGCACUGCCCUAGCCAGGCCUGAGUAGAGUUUUACCAAAUUAUUAAUUAAAGGCACAGGCAUGCGGCAGCUCUGACAUCCAAAUGAAUAACACACUGGGUAAUUAGGAGAGGUGUCAGGGAAAUGAUGGAGCAUGGCCCGCUAUCCCCAAUUCACCUCCCUGGGAAGCAGGAGCAACUUCUCCGUUUCCUACCACAAUGGGCGGCACUGGAGGCGGGGUAGGGAGUGCAGGCCAGAGGGGCCAGGGCACAGCUGUUGCUUGUGGACAGGGCUGGGUCCUCCCCAGUCUGGUUGCUCUCCACCCAACCGGGAGAAGACCUGGGAACAGGGCAGGGAAGGUGAGAGGUGGGCUAAUGGAAGAAGGAUGCGGUCCCAAGACAGAUAGGCAAGGCGACCUGGAGGGACUCAGAGAGAAAGAUACUGGGGGAGGCCGCUGGAGGCCCGUGGUGGGGCAGGGGAGGAAGGAUCCAGACCCGACUCCAGCACACGGGGUGUCCUGCCCUGGAAGAGGAGACAGCUCCCUAGGCCCUUCCUUGGGGCUGCAGGGGCCUGAUAGAGAGCUGGGAGUAGAGAGCAGGCUGGAGUAGUUUUGUCUUUUAGUUACUUAAAUUGCAGUGGUGUUUUGGUGUUUGUUUGAUUUUUAAUCGAGGUUAUAAACGUACAUAGUUUAAAUAGUCAAAUAGUUCUAUAAGACUUGUAACGAAAACCCAGUAGCUCCUCAUUCACUCACCCCUCUCCUCUCCUGACUUCCCCUGCUCAGAGGCAAAAUUUUGUUAUUUUAGUUUUCUUUAGUGUGGGGGUUUUUCAUAUUUACUUCUAAAUAACAUGCUAAUGCUGCCUUUCUCUUUUUUGUUUUUCUGUUUUUUUAGAUUUAGAAAUUAUCCAUUGACUUUCUGCCAUGGAGGUUGAGAGUUUGUUCCCUCUCACAUAGCCUCUCAUACACUUUCCUUCCACCCAUCUUCUCAUUUUCAUUGAAUCAGAAUUCAAUGUCUGCGUUAUUCUUUCUUUGCACGUACUGUUCGUAGCUGAGUAAUGUAAUGUAAUUACAUCUCCUUUUUUGUACAACCUCUUGUUUUUCCUGCACUUGAUAAUUGCCUCAUGUUUUGGAUUUGGUUUAUUUUCUGUGUAUCCAUUACUUAUUCCCAAACCCUGCAAUGGAAAUAUAAAUCUCUUUUUGGUACAUUCAAAGCAUCAGGCCAUCUUGAAUUUAUUUUUUUCUCGGAGCCUGUGGUAGCCAGCUUCCAAUAUGGCCCCCUGGGGCUGGUGUAGCCCUAUGACCACACUGAACAAGGUCCGUCUGUAUGACCAGUGGAGGUGCAAAAGUGAGGGUAUGUCAUUUCUGAUACUAGGCCUAAAACACACUGGGACUUAUGUCUUGAUGGUGCCCCUCCCUCUCUCUUCCCCCCUCAUCAUUCACUUUGAGAGAAGUCAGCUGCUGUGUUGUAAACUGCUCUGUGAAGUCCACGUGGCAGAGAACUGAGCCCACCUGCCCGUCACCAUGUGAGGGAGCCAUCUUGGAAGUGCACCCUCCGGCCCUGGCUGUCAUCUGACUGCAACCUCAUGAGAGACCCUGGGACAGACCAGCUAGCCAGUCUGCUUCCAGGUUCCUAUCCCUCAGAAACUGUGAGAUAAUAGACCUUUGUUCUGGAAUAAUAUUUUUAUGCAGCAAAACAUAACUAAUACAGAGCCACUCCUCCCAUGCC